UGACUCUCCAAUUUUUCGAGAAACUCCACAUUCCCUUCACCCUCGCAUCAUCAACACCACAAACGCACAUGCUCUUGCUGUCACUGCUGUUGUGUCUGGCUUGCCAUAUACACUUCACAAAUGCUCAAGACAUUGCAACCAGUUUAUACCCAUAUAUUUACACAGAUCUCGGUACCUGGCCAUGCGUACGAUUACUGAAUGCCACGGGAUCUGUAGGCUGUCAAUCCACCUCGGGUACAAAUGGUAUUCUGUAUCAGCUGAAUACCCAAGAUGAUAUUGAGAACUUCAACCAGAACAUACCAACGUCUUGGGAGCAAUGGGUCGUCGUUAUACCCUAUGGCCUAUUAACACCGUCGAACAUACAAACUCUCGAAUCGUCCAAACGACUGAGUGGUGUCAUAGCCAUUAUCAAUUCUACUGCUACGCCUGGAAGCCCUUCUCGCCCUUCAUCUUACUCACCCGAAUCCAAAUGCCCCAACUGCGAAUUUGGCUUAUACGCUAAUGAUGCCGAUCAAUAUACCUGGAAUCCAAACGGAAAUUCUAUGAUCUACGAGCCAAUCAAUAUCCCCAUCUUUGCUCUCGAUCCUAUUGAUGUACUGUCCGCCACUGCUUACCGGCAAAUAAUGGAGAAUUUAAAUUAUAAUAUUGAACAAAACUACAGGAACUAUCCACUGCGCGCCGUUGAUUUUAGUCUGUUCAUGUGGGCGGCUGUUGAUUCGGCAACGUGUCUACGAAGAGGUUGGUGUUUCCCCGUUGGUGGUAGCUCAGUGUACUCAACUCCAUCUCCAAAUCUUACUGGUAACGAUGGAAAACCCAUCAUUAUCGUAAGCGCAACCAUGGAUAGUCGAUCUGUGUUCCAUGACCUGACUCUGGGUGUUGAAAAUGAUAUUUCUGGAAUGGUUGCUAUGUUUGCUGUUGCUGAUGCUCUCAGCAAGUCCCCCACAUCUGUUGCUUCAUUUCCUAAACACAUCGUCUAUACACUUUUUAAUGGAGAAGCAUGGGGAUACUCUGGGUCCCAGCGAUUUGUAAACGACAUUAGCACGCCUUUCCAGUGCCAAAAUAUAACUGGAACCAACACUUGUCCCAUCAAGGGAGCUGCAUGCACGCAGCCCUGUGUCCGAGAUACAGAUUUCACCAAUAUUAAUUUUGACAAUAUCGAAUCCGUUGUGGAGUUCAGUUCCGUCGCCCAAUCGAACGCCUCUGGCAAAGGAUUUUGGGCGCAUACAGAUGACUCGACGACCAGUGGCUCGCUACUGCAAUUGUUCGUCGGCCAGGGGAAUGGUACAUAUAGUAUUCAAGACGCUGCAUCCGAUGGUGUGCAUCGGAAGCUACCUCCAAGCAGUGCUCAAAGCUUUUUGAAGAAGAAACGAUCCAUUGCUUCAAUCGUCCUAUCCGACUUUCACACAUCCCUUGAUGGAUAUUAUCAUAGUGACUACGACGAUACGCUUGAUCUAGCAACGGCGUCCAGUGCAAUAUGUAGUCUGGCUAGUUCUGCAGCUAGAUCAAUUUGGCUCUCUGCUCAGGGGCUCAACAAUGGCACCGUACCCUCACAAGUCACUGCAGAUUGCAACCUCGUUGCAUCUCUCCUCGAUUGCAUGACUCAAAAUUACUCGUGUUCCCUUAUACAACAAUAUUAUGGUGUAAAUAAUGCGGCGAGAAUUAGCCACUACUCUUCGGUGUUCUCAUUUGGAGGCGUUUCACUUUUAUCCCUGUUUGCAUUUAAUUUCUUGGGUGACAAAAAUGGUGUCAGGCGUAUGAAUGGCACCUCACCCGCCAGUUGUCAAUCCAUAACUGAAUGUCAGGCCCAUGAGUACUGUAUUCGGGGGACUUGCGUUUCGACCUUGACCCGAUACCACGACGCUUACGGUGCCGGAAUCGGGUAUAACUACGGGACCGGGCUGUUUGAUGUGAUUGACGAGUCGGCACCCACCUGGACCGAGAGCACUUGGAACCCUCCGUCCAUGCGAGUUUAUACAGUCACUUCUACUCGCCACCAGGUUGUUGAACUAGUCAUUGGGAUCCUUUGGCUGGUUAGUAGCAUUAUCAUUGUAUUGUAUCUUAAACGAUAUUUAAAAAAAACAUUGAAGAUAGCAUGAUGUACCAUCAUGUUAAUGUAAUAAAAAUUAUAGUUCUUUUACAAGCUUAGCAAAACAA
Molecule: messenger RNA, 2154 nt
Organism: Umbelopsis ramanniana AG
Lineage: Eukaryota; Fungi; Mucoromycota; Umbelopsidomycetes; Umbelopsidales; Umbelopsidaceae
Exons: 10
Coding region: 69-2096 (675 amino acids)
Biological process (GO): protein processing
Cellular component (GO): membrane
Source: RefSeq, a predicted model, not a curated record